Helobdella robusta is the source of this 303-nucleotide messenger RNA. RefSeq lists its product as hypothetical. The record is from RefSeq and is a predicted model, not a curated record. Gene Ontology annotation, molecular function: DNA-binding transcription factor activity, RNA polymerase II-specific; RNA polymerase II cis-regulatory region sequence-specific DNA binding. The annotation marks the transcript as partial. Gene Ontology annotation, biological process: cell differentiation; regulation of transcription by RNA polymerase II. The transcript has a single exon. NCBI's taxonomy places the organism in Eukaryota, Metazoa, Annelida, Clitellata, Rhynchobdellida, Glossiphoniidae. Gene Ontology annotation, cellular component: nucleus.
AUGCCCCUCUCCACCUACUACCCGCCAGAUUCGUCCGUGCCUUUGCCAUUCCCAAGCCCCGCGGGAGUAACUUCCACUCAGGCACCCUUCAAUCCAUCUCAAUUCUGCUUCGGCCACAGAAGGAAGAGGAGAAUUCUGUUUAGCCAGGCGCAAAUUUACGAACUGGAAAGACGUUUUCGCCAGCAGAAGUACCUCUCUGCCCCAGAAAGGGAGCACCUGGCGACCUUCAUUGGCCUCACCCCUACCCAGGUCAAAAUCUGGUUUCAAAAUCAUCGCUAUAAGACUAAAAAGUCGAAAAAAGAA